This is a messenger RNA of Rhineura floridana, 918 nucleotides long. Its product is annotated as olfactory receptor 14J1-like. NCBI's taxonomy places the organism in Eukaryota, Metazoa, Chordata, Lepidosauria, Squamata, Rhineuridae. The record is from RefSeq and is a predicted model, not a curated record. Gene Ontology annotation, molecular function: G protein-coupled receptor activity; olfactory receptor activity; odorant binding. Gene Ontology annotation, biological process: G protein-coupled receptor signaling pathway. Gene Ontology annotation, cellular component: membrane. The transcript has a single exon. The coding region runs from base 1 to 918 and encodes 305 amino acids.
AUGAAUAAUCAAACAUCUCUGUCUGAGUUUCUUCUCUUGGAAUUCUCAAAGAUCCGGGAGAUACAGAUUCUACAUUUCCUUCUGUUCUUGGUAUUGUACUUAAUAGCUUUAGUAGGGAACCUUCUCAUCAUCUCUGCAGUAGCCUUUGACCACCAUCUGCACACCCCCAUGUACUUCUUUCUGAUGAACUUGGCCAUGCAGGACAUUGGCUCUGUUUCUGUCAUUAUCCCCAAAUCCAUGGCCAAUUCCCUCAUGAAUACCCAGCACAUUUCUUAUGCUGGAUGUGUUGCCCAAGUCCUCUUGUUUGUCUUCUUUGUAGGAAGUGAUAUUGCCCUACUUACAGUCAUGGCAUAUGAUCGGUAUGUUGCCAUCUGCGAUCCACUGCAAUAUGAAAUGGUAAUGAACAGGAGAGCGUGCAUGCAAAUGGUUACUAGUGUCUGGAUUGCUGGCUUUCUCAAUGCAGUGCUCCACACUGGUGGAACUUUUACAACCCAUUUCUGCUCCAAUGUUGUCAAUCAAUUCUUCUGUGAAAUCCCACAGUUACUAAAGCUUGCCUGCUCUGACUUGUACAUAACUGAAAUUGGACCGGUUGUCUUGAGUAUUUUAAUUGCGUUUGGCUGUUUUGUCUUCAUUGUUGUUUCUUAUGUACAAAUCUUCACUGCUGUUCUGAAAAUCCCUUCAGCUCAAGGAAGGAAAAAGGCCUUCUCCACUUGCCUACCCCACCUCAUCGUCUUCACCAUAUUUUUAUUGACUGCAUUUGUUGCUUACCUCAGGCCCCCCUCUAACACAGCAUCACAUGUGGAUUUGGUAUUUGCUAUAAUAUAUUCCAUUGUUCCACCCAUUCUGAAUCCAGUGAUCUACAGCAUGAGAAAUAAGGACAUCAAGGUUGCCCUUUCAAAACUUCGAGGUGUAAGGUAG